AUGGGUUCAAGUUCCGGAAUAGGACUCUCGCCCACAACCAAUUAUAUUGGUUUAAACUUAGAUAGAAGUUUACACUUAAUUUCUCAAGUGAGAUUAUCAAUUUAUCUUAACCGUAUAUAAGUAUGAAUAGAAAUUUAGAUAUUAUGGGUUUAUGUUUAACCUUCAAAGUUAUUAAUAAUUAGAAUCCCAUAAAUUUCCAAAGAAUAAAAUAAUAUAUAAAGAAAUAAAAGGAAGAAAAAAGAGUAUUACGAAAGUAAUCACUCGGCUUUUUAGCUAAGUAAUAAAUCCAAGUAUAAACCAAUAUAAUUGGUUGUGGGUUAGAGUCCUAUUCCGGAACUCGAGCCCAUUUUUAAUUAAUCAAACGAAAUGAUAUAUUGUUAUAAUCAUUUUAAUUGUAAUCAUCAGAUUAAACUAAUAUCAAAUAAGUGAUUAGUAACUAUUGGUAUAAGUAUAAGCAACUAUAGUGA
Messenger RNA from Paramecium octaurelia, 467 nucleotides. The record is from the annotation of a GenBank genome assembly. NCBI's taxonomy places the organism in Eukaryota, Ciliophora, Oligohymenophorea, Peniculida, Parameciidae.